Molecule: messenger RNA, 2131 nt
Organism: Carassius auratus (goldfish)
Lineage: Eukaryota; Metazoa; Chordata; Actinopteri; Cypriniformes; Cyprinidae
Product: adhesion G-protein coupled receptor G6-like
Exons: 8
Coding region: 770-1993 (407 amino acids)
Biological process (GO): cell surface receptor signaling pathway; adenylate cyclase-activating G protein-coupled receptor signaling pathway
Cellular component (GO): plasma membrane
Molecular function (GO): G protein-coupled receptor activity
Source: RefSeq, a predicted model, not a curated record
ACCUCACCAAAAUAAAUUUCUACUUGGCCAAUAUAGUUGCUGUAAUGCUGGGAAGCAGAAGUGACAAGAGAAGGAAAUGCGCAUCUAGUUGCAGGAUGAUUUAUUAAACAAAUCAAGCAAAUACCAGGAGACAAACUAGGCAGGAUCACAGGUGCCGUCUACACUCAUUUUAGAACAACUGAAUCACAGAAGUUAUACACACGACUGACACGAUUAUAAGAUAACAAAACACACUUGAGGGAGACUAAUCAUGGGAAACUGACUACAAAGAGAGCACAAGAAACACUUCAGUAUACAAGUUCAGAGAAAUCACAGGGAACAUGUGACAGCUUUGGAGUUGAAGCCAUGACUUCCUUUACAAGACUUGCCAUGUUGUGCAAUUGGUUAUGAACAUUUGAACAUUGCUUGAUAUUACACUGUUCAAGUCUGGAACCACAAAGUAUGGUUACCACCUCAUAACCCCAGGUAAAAUACGUUGCUAACCCCAUUUCUAAAUUGCAAGUGUGAAACAUUCCCUUACCAGGGGAUAAAAGCAGGCUUAGAACAAUGAUCACCUGUGGUGUGAAAAGCCCUAUAGUACUAACACUGUCUUGCUACAUAAGUCUUUGGAAGUAUUCUUGCAUACUGGCAGCUCUCGUAAAUUGCUGGUUGCUUUACAGUUUGCCUGUCUAUUUGAACAAUGUUUCAUAAGCAUGUAAAUGAUGGUGACUCUUUAUUAAUUUUGUAACUUUUAAUUGUAUUAAUUUAUUUUGCUUUCAAGGUAUUAAAUAUGUCUCAAGUAGCUGAUAUACAGAUCCCGCUUGAGCCUUUCAAAAAUGAGAACCAGACAAUUGGCGUAGUCACCUACGAUUCUGAUCAGCAUUUUAAGCUUAAAGUUGUAAAUAAAACAUUUUUCUCCAAAGUCAUACGGAUUGAAGUCCCUGGACGUGACAUUUCAAAUUUGAAUAAUCCACUUAAAAUGAGGUUCAAACUUAACAAACCUGACGACAAUGUGUCCUGUCAGUUCUACAUUGAAAAGGGUUCUGUUACAGACGGAUUCUGGAGUACAGCUGGCUGUCUUACCAACAAAACCAGCGAUGAUGUUGUGGAGUGCUCCUGUGACCAUAUGACCCCCUUUGCUGUGCUUCUAGCUGAUGUGAAAAACAUUGAUGGACCGCAUUGGGAAAUCUUGUCGUACAUCAGCUAUGUAGGCUGCGGUCUGUCUGCGUUCUUUUCUGCCUGUACUGUCUUGUCAUUCAUUUUCAGCAGUAACGCGAGGGCAGAAGUGUCCAACAGCAUCCACGUGUCUCUGAGUGCUGCUCUGUUUCUCCUCAACCUGAGCUUCAUGUUCAGCGAGUGGGCCGCCACACUGACAGUGAAUGAAGUGUGUGUGUUUAUUGCUGUGAUGAUACACUACAGCCUGCUGUGCUCUUUCACCUGGAUGGCUAUCGAAGCCAUGCACCUCUACCUUCUUCUCAUCAGAGUGUUCAACAUUCACAUCAGACACUACAUGGUCAAGUUGUCCCUGAUCGGAUGGGGAGUCCCUGCUGUUAUUGCUGGAGGCUUGCUGUCAGCUAGUAACAUUUAUGGGAUGCAGGAAACGGCAUUAUCUGAUACGAAUACAAGAAAUCAAUUUUGCUGGAUCAAAGAACGUGCCGUCCUGUAUGGCGUGAAUAUUUCCUACUUCUCCAUCAUAUUCAUGUUCAACUUAGGAAUCCUAGUCACGGUGUCCAGACAGAUCUUUAAGCUACGACGUGUGGGCAGAAGGCAUAACAAGAUGCCAAUUUGGAAGGAUACUGGGACAGUGCUGGGCCUCAUGUGUCUGCAGGGUACAACAUGGGGUUUGAUCUUCUUCAGCUCUGGAUAUAUCAACUACCCAAUACUCUACCUAUUCUGCAUCUUAAACUCAAUGCAAGGGUUUUACAUCUUUGUGUGGAUGUGUGCUUCAGCGAGGAAAAACAGAGCACAAGCACCUAAUUCCAAGUCUAAAUCCACUCAGGACACCUCCAAAUAAGCUCUUCCCGUGCGGUUUUCUUACUAAAACUUUUAAAACCAACACACACCACAACAUGCAACCAAAAAAAAAAAAACAUUCAAGAAUUCAGGUCAUCAUGGGCUGUUCGGUUAAAAUGUUAUUUGCCAGAGAACUUCC